UAAUUUGUGUUUUGUUUUAAGUUGCACUUUGGUCACUGUUAGGGACCGAGGGAGAGGGGACAAAGUUCACAGGGCCCAUGUAAGGAGGAGGGGGUGAACAGGAGGAGGAAAAAAAAAAGAAAAAUUGACCUUUGAAAGCAAAACAGCAGGUGGAGAGAGAAAACCAGGCAGCUCAGGACACAUCAGGAGGAAAGUCAAGUCAGGAAAAAAUGAAAGUAUACGUUCUCUGAAGCUGGGAGGGGUGUAGAGAAGGAAUGGGACCUGACGCUGUUGUUUGAAGUGUGACUGAGGGCAGCGUCAACAAGCGAGGCGAGCCAUCAGAGUCAUGGAGGAGAGGAUAGAGGAACGGGCGAAGACGAGGCCGAGCUGUCUCACAGCCCUUCAGAAGCAGCUGAUCUGGGCCCUGCUUGGGUCUGGACUGUCCCGGGACGUCCUGGUGCAGGCCUUGGGGGAGCUGGAGCGGGACAGGGCGAACGCUGGCGUGGAGAGAGGAGAGAGGGGGGAUGGAGAGAGCUCAGAGGAGGGAGAAAUGGAUUUCCCACCGCCUAUAUUCCGAGAGCUGGAGAAGUUUACCCCUGAGGAGGUGGCCAAACUCAGGGCUGAAGUUGAUCAGCUGCUGCAAGGGGAUCCUUGGCAUGUUGCUAAAAUGGUGAAGAGCUACAUGCAGCAGCACAACCUCCCUCAGAGAGAGGUGGUAGAGUCCACAGGUCUAAACCAGUCCCACCUCUCCCAGCACCUCAACAAAGGCACGCCCAUGAAGAACCAGAAGAGAGCCGCUCUGUACACCUGGUAUGUCAAGAAGCAGUGCGAGAUUAGCCAGCAAUUUACCAAUGCCAAACACGGGCUCGCUGCCGCAGAGGAGCAGGGAGAGGAGAGCAAGAAAGGGCGGAGAAAUAGGUUCAAAUGGGGCCCAGCAUCUCUGCAGAUCCUCUUCCACGCCUACGAGCGACAGAAGAACCCAAGCAAGGAGGAGAGAGAGGGGUUAGUGGACGAGUGCAACAGGGCCGAGUGUCUGCAGAGGGGGGUCUCUCCCUCACAGCUGGCUGGUCUGGGCUCAAACCUCGUCACUGAGGUCCGGGUGUACAACUGGUUUGCCAACCGCCGCAAAGAGGAGGCCUUCAGACACAAACUGGCUCUAGACACACCUUACACACACCAAUCUGCCUCCUCUUCUCACCCCAACCUCCCACCAAGUCCUGAGCACGGUGUGAAGUACAGCCAGCAGAUCCUGUGUGACACUGCGAGUUCAGCCAGAGGCAGUGGAGGAGAGAGAGUGGGACGUCUGGUGGCCAGCCCCAUCCAGCUGGAGCCCAGCCACACACUCCUGGAGACACACAAUCCCAAACAGGAGUCUAGCAGUGGCCCUCUGCCCCCUGUAAGCACUCUGACCUCCCUGCACAGCCUGUCUGCCUCGCCUGCCUCCUCACAGAGCCUCAUCAUGGCCUCCCUGCCCAGUGUCAUGAGUUUGGGGGAGUCCUCGCUUCUCAUUGGUUUAGGCUCCGUGCAGCCUCAGACUGUGCCUGUUAUUAACAACGUUGGGGCCGGUUUCACCACCCUACAGCCCAUCUCUUUCCAGCAGCAGCUUCACGGCUCGCCCCAGCAGCCGUUGUCCCAGCAGCUCCACACUCACAUGGGGGCCAGUCCAUUCAUGGCCACAAUGGCACAGCUGCCAUGUCACAUGUACAAGUCAGAGUCGCCCCAGUACCAUCCGUCCAGCCUGCUGUCUCAAGCUAUGGUCAUCACAGACGGCAGCAGCCUGGGGACGCUGACCAGCCUCGCUGCUGUCCGACAGAUCCUGGCGACGGAUCCUGAAGAACAGACUGACCAACCUUUACAGGAAGACUCUCUGCACCUGGAGCCGCACACACCUGUGCCAGCUUCUUCUGAGAGCCUGGAGCUGUACCCUGCCUCUCAGUCCACAGACAGUCACCAAUCUCACCUCCUCUCGCCUCUCUCCCCUUCACCAACGGACAUCAGCUCCUACAUCCCUUCACAAAUGGUUUCUACUGCACAGUAGAGGAGCUCCGCCAGCGUACUGUCCCUCACUGUCAGCUGGAGUGUGACUGUUUUGGAUGGACAGAUACUUCUGCUGUAAAAAUUCACAAAAACCUGGAGUCAGGGGCUGCAAGGAGGACUGAGCUUUGAUGCAUCAAAGACGCCCUUAAACCAGUGAAGUAUGAACAAGGAGCAGCAUUAGAAAAGAUUCACUUUUGAUGAAAAAAAUCAAAAAAAUCAGCACGGAUGUGUUUUUAUUCAAAUGUUUUUUAAGAUUUAGAAAUUGUACUUUGAGUUGAAACUUGUAAACUGCAUGUUACCCACGUUUUUAUGCCAAGAUAGGCUUUUGAAAUCCUUAAUAAAUAUCUUUAACUAGAAAGUAGGGCCUAAUUCAAGAAACAUCGGACAUAUUUUUACUGGAAUUUAUUUGUUCUGAAACACGUUUCUUUCUAAAAUACACAAAAACAUGUAAAAUAAAAAACAGUGUAACUAUUUCAA
This is a messenger RNA of Cheilinus undulatus (humphead wrasse), 2493 nucleotides long. RefSeq names its product HNF1 homeobox a (gene hnf1a). Gene Ontology annotation, biological process: pancreas development; regulation of transcription by RNA polymerase II; positive regulation of DNA-templated transcription. Gene Ontology annotation, molecular function: RNA polymerase II cis-regulatory region sequence-specific DNA binding; DNA-binding transcription factor activity, RNA polymerase II-specific. The record is from RefSeq and is a predicted model, not a curated record. NCBI's taxonomy places the organism in Eukaryota, Metazoa, Chordata, Actinopteri, Labriformes, Labridae. Gene Ontology annotation, cellular component: nucleus. The transcript has 10 exons. The coding region runs from base 326 to 2017 and encodes 563 amino acids.